UUGUUUCAAAUCAUACUCUCACUAAUAAUUCAAGAUGAAAGUAUUCCUCUGCCUUCUUGUUGCGUCGAUCGCGGGCCUUGCUGCCUCCAAUGAUGAUGUUGCACAUAUUAGCUACACUACACUGUCGGGUACAGCCGAUCCAGUCCACUCAGUCAAUUGGACUGUGGGUUUAAGACAUGAAACCACCUUUCAUUAUAUCAUGAAAGCACAAGCCUGGUUCGAUGAAGAAAAUUUUGGAUUUGAAACAAUUGAUUCUGAUUACGGUAAAGUUGUAACCAGUAUUGGAAGACUGGCCAACGAUUAUAACGAAAAAGUUGCAUGGCAGCUCUUCAUUUUGCCUGAAUAUCCAACCGAAUGGGGGACCAUUCCCGAUGAUUCCUUCAGAGCAAACAAAGCAGUCGAUAACAUUUUAAUUGAAGAUAACCAACACUUUCUCUUCAUUUACUUGGAAUAUAAGGAGAAGUAAAUUUUGAUUCAAUAGUUUUGAAAUGUUGAAAUAUGUCAUUUUAAGAUUAAAAUUUUACUGAAUGUAAGUUAAUUAAAUUCUUAUAAUACACAAAGAUUCAAAACAA
Dalotia coriaria is the source of this 572-nucleotide messenger RNA. RefSeq lists its product as uncharacterized. The coding region runs from base 35 to 466 and encodes 143 amino acids. The record is from RefSeq and is a predicted model, not a curated record. The transcript is spliced from 2 exons. NCBI's taxonomy places the organism in Eukaryota, Metazoa, Arthropoda, Insecta, Coleoptera, Staphylinidae.